Molecule: messenger RNA, 1239 nt
Organism: Ylistrum balloti
Lineage: Eukaryota; Metazoa; Mollusca; Bivalvia; Pectinida; Pectinidae
Product: galactose-3-O-sulfotransferase 2-like
Exons: 2
Coding region: 1-1239 (412 amino acids)
Biological process (GO): glycolipid biosynthetic process
Cellular component (GO): membrane
Molecular function (GO): galactosylceramide sulfotransferase activity
Source: RefSeq, a predicted model, not a curated record
AUGUUGAUCAAAAACAACUUCUGUACGGAUACAAAGAAACGGCUGUGGUUGUUAUUAUUUAUUGGAUCGUGUGUGUUGGUCACUUUGUACAGUUUAUGGACAUCAAACAGUACCGCCGACUCCUUUUUCACACAAAAGUUCAAAACAAGCAAGGAAUUACUCUCUUAUCGACAUCGUAACUCCUCAUAUGCAAACACCAAACAACACGAUUCCUUCAAUAAGAGUCGAUAUAUUUCAAAAGGCUGGCCAGCUAAUCACAUAGCAUUUCUAAAGAUUCACAAGGCCGCCAGUACAACGGUUGCAAGUUUAUUUCAACGUUACGGCAAGGAAAACAAUCUCGUGUUUGCUAUUCCAAGAGGCCACGGUGGGGGCGGUACUGCAUUAACAUCACGCUUCUUCUUCCCACCACCAAAACGUGGAACUUACGAUAUAACUUGUGGCCAUGUUCCAUAUAACAGAGAAGAAUUUAGUCGAGUGUUACCUAACGACACUUUGUAUAUAGGGAUCGUGAGGGAGCCAUUCAGUCAAUUCCGUUCCUUUGUAAGAUUUUUUCGACCUAAAAAUAUUCUCAGUUUAUCUGGGGAUAACCCUGUAUUGAGAUAUUUAUCUCAAAAUGAAUCACACAUGGAGUUUCAACGCUAUACUGUUACCAGAGUUCGAAGUAAAAUACAUGAUUUCAAUAUGAUGGCCAACGAGUUCGGAUUUCCUGAGAGUCUAUUUCAGAGCAGAGAUCCAAAACAAACUCAGAUAUAUUUACGCAAACUAGAUGAGGAGAUGGAUUUGGUAUUAGUGGUGGAAUAUCUGGACGAAUCCCUGGUACUGAUGCGGCGACUCUUAAACUGGGAUCUUAAAUAUAUUUUGUAUAUUAGCCUACAUGUCAACAAGAUCGAAGAUCCUCGACUCCAGUUUGGAUCAAAAGAAGAAAGUCUGUAUAGAGCAAGAUCCUAUCUAGACCAUGCCUUGUAUGAUUUCUUUGCUCACAAAUUGAAGGAGAUUCUUAGACGCCAACGUGUUGAUUUUUAUGAGGAGCUUGCCUACUUUAAGAAAACUAGAAUGAAGUUCAAUCAUUUUUGUUUGUAUUUUGAUUCUGGUACCCUGGUCAAUACCACAAUUUCAUUCGAACGCAGUGAGUGGAACCAGCCGUUUGUCAUCACGAGAAAGCAUUGUCAGCAACUAAGUAGUGCCACUUUUCUAAGACGGCAAGCUAAGAGUCAGGGUAUAGUCAUGAAAAAUCGCUGA